Trichoderma gamsii is the source of this 2685-nucleotide messenger RNA. Its product is annotated as CAMK/CAMKL/PASK protein kinase. The transcript is spliced from 3 exons. Bases 1 to 2685 code for a protein of 894 amino acids. Lineage: Eukaryota; Fungi; Ascomycota; Sordariomycetes; Hypocreales; Hypocreaceae. The record is from RefSeq and is a predicted model, not a curated record.
AUGCCCACUCUGUCGUUGCCCAAGAACCGCAGCACGGGAAACCUGCAUCUGUCGGCUGACCCGCCAGACCGCAGUCGAUACCGAAUGUCCUUUGAGGCUUCGCCGGCCGGCAUCAUGGACCACGACCCAAUCACCAGACCAUCUCCUAUCAGCGACCACGAGCACGGCCUGGGGCUCUCUGGCCUGCGCCGCAUACGACAGCAGCACCCUCCGUCUCGAGCGCCGACCCUGCCCAGCUCAAAUGCCUCUUCACGCAGCCCUUCAGUCGUUACGCUUACCCGGUCUACCUCCAUGACCGCCAUGUUGAGCAGCUACGGUACUACGGCGUUUGCGGGACCGCCCACGUCUCCCAGCUUUUCCGAAGACUUGUCGCGGUUUCCCUCCGAGUCUUUGCACUCCUUCUCCUUCGCCCAUCAGUCGGAAGACUUUUUACACAACCGCCAGAAUGUCCUGAAACGGUCCCUGGAGUUUAUGAAAGACCGCAUGGGUCUGUCCAUGACCUCGACGCAAGCCGGCCUCGCUAGCGCCCAGGCCAGAGUUUCGGGCGACGUUGAUGCGCAGCAUAUGCUGGAACUGCUCGCGCGAGCCCAAGUCAUAGGCGCUGGAAACCUGCCAAAUCCCAAUCCUUCAGCCAUCGCUGCUCCGCCACUGACUGGCCCGGCCGACCUACCUGCUGAGAAUGUGUUUGAGAAGCAAUUUAGCCCGAGAGCGUCUAUAUCGGAAUCGGUAGCAUCUGAUCUCGGACCUGCAAGUUUACAAAGAGUGCCUACUCGCGACGACGAGUUGGUAUCCGCCGACAAGAGUGCAGCUAUUGAAGCAAGACUGAAAUUAGAACAUUCAAAUAGAACUCACCCUGAUGACAGCGGACUCACUUUGAAGACGUCAUCGUCUACGACAAGGCCUACAAGCUUAAAACGAACAAUGACCGAUACUCUAGGCAUGGCUUUACAAGAUAAGCUGAUGGAUACAAUGUCUCAACCUUUUCUUCCUGGCGAGCCGCUUUACGAAGAGCCUCUUUCUUCCCCGGUAUCGACCCAGCCGGCCAUGCCACUCAAAAUGAGCUUCCCUGCCGCCGUCGGCCCGGCAGUGCACGGCCAUACAAACAGAUGGGUGCCGGCCGCGCAAGCCAUUUUCACAACAGAGGCUAAGCCACCAUGGACCAUCUUGGCGGCCAAUGAUCUGGCUUGUCUGGUAUUUGGAGUCACAAAAGCAGAAGUACGAAAGAUGGGCAUUCUGGAGGUGGUACAAGAAGAGAGAAGGGCGUGGCUCGAGAAGAGGCUUUUGCAGUUAAACGACGCAGAAAUGGAUGAGGACAGCGAGAGCGGCCACAAAGCCACCCCGGCUGCUUCAGCUGCGUCUGCGUUGCUGGGUGGCAGAUCGGGAAUCACUGCCCAGCUCCUUAGCAAGCCCAGCUCGAGGUCACAACCGCCGCAAUCCCAGAGACGCGCCCAGACAGUUCACAGCGGAGACCCAAACCCUCCUGCUACGCGUACCAGCGGUCACCAUCGCAACAACCUCUCACGUGGUGUCUUACUGUGCGGUGACGUGGUUCCGAUUCAGAAACGCAAUGGCGCCACUGGAUCGGCGAGUCUAUGGGUCAAGGAAAAACGCGUGGGGCUGAUCUGGGUACUUGAGGAAAUUCACGAGGACGUGGCUAAUAUUGUGUUGGAUGAAGAGGGUAUCGUGCAAUCCGUUACGGGAGCAACCGAGCCAAUUUGGGGCUCCAAGUCAAUAAAACCGGGCUUUGAUGUCGCGAAGCUUAUUCCGCGUAUCCCACGACAAGGCAUUGACCCGAACGAGGGCGAAAUUGACUUUGCUCAGACCUCUCGAAGACGCUACUUUACGUGCCCAAAUUCACACAAGUCGAAUGUCCCAUGCGCCAUUGAGCAAAUUCGCGGCAAGCUAGAGUUGCGCGUCUCAACUUUCCCUCACAUGGCCGGUAUAGUUGUGGUGGAACCAGAAACACUAAAGAUUCGAAGCUCAAACUCUGUCUUCUCUGGCGCACUGUUUGGUUACGAAAAGCCCGACGGAAUGCCUAUAUAUUUCCUCAUCCCCGACUUCGACAAGAUUCUUGCCACAUUAACUGAGGAAGACGGUCUACAACUCAUGGACGGCAUGGUAGUACCUGAGCACAGAUUCCGCAGAGCAGCAGCCUUUUUCGCACUGAAAGAACAACGCCCCAACGCCGCCGCAGCAUUUCUUCAACCCGACGGUAUACCAGCAAGACACCGAGACGGCUCAGAACUGAAAAUUGAUGUGCAGAUGCGCGUUGUUGAAAGCGAAAAACAUACCGACACCAUCGAAGAAAGCAUCGAAGAAGGCGAAUCAGAGACGGCAGAAACAAGCGAUCGAGUGGGCUCUGUGUCACAAACAGAGAUGGUCUUCGCCCUUUGGAUUACAUACUCACGACAUAUCCACACUUCGCCUAUGAAUUUGAAUUUGGAAUCCGCCGACCAUCCAGUCGUUUUGACCCCUCCUCAUCAGCCCUCACCAGGCCAGACUCCUGCACAUACUCCGAUGGAGAUAUUUUCCGACUCUGACUCACCCAAAACCGAGGCUGCCCAACAGCCAAUAUUAUCGAUGGCCUCUGCAAUCCCAAAACAGCUCAAGGAAGCCGCCCUUGAUGCGGCUGCGAAAAAUGGCAAUGGACGAGGAAGAGGAGCAGAGAGACUUGUGUCUGGGUAG